Messenger RNA from Rhagoletis zephyria (snowberry fruit fly), 806 nucleotides. RefSeq lists its product as uncharacterized. The record is from RefSeq and is a predicted model, not a curated record. Lineage: Eukaryota; Metazoa; Arthropoda; Insecta; Diptera; Tephritidae.
GCCCUUACUCUGUAGUUCGAGUCGAAAGGUUGUUCUAUUCGAAAGCCAAAUUCGAAUCGAAGCCCCAUUCGUACUCCAUAGUUCGUUCGAAUCAACUUUCGAAGAUAUUCGAAAAAAGAGAGCAACACUGUUCGCCAAACGUCAAACGCAAAGCAAAAUAAAGAAAGAAACUAAAAUCAAAACAAGAUGAAAUUGCUGACAUUUCGAUUGUGAAGUUUGUGCACUUAAGAACUCAGUAAUUGUUGUGUUAAAUAUAUUUAAUAUUAGUGAAAGUCCUUGAUAAAAAAAAUUACCAAAUGGAUUCAGUGGCGAUAUGGUUGGAAGCAGAUGAAGGCCAAGUGGCGGAACGAGUGCAAUUGAGAGCGCUUAGGGAUAAGGCCAACAUAUUCACUCUCAAUGAUAAAUGUUUUACGCAAAAUUUCCGCCUAAACAAGCAAGCGUUUCGGUACGUGCUAAAUGCCAUUACGCCGGAGUUAAGUACUCCGCGAAAAUCCACAGCAAUUCCGCCCAUUAUUAAGCUGGCCGCCGCACUGAAAUUAUUGGGGCAAGGAGGUUACCAACACCAAAUCGGCCAAGACCAACACGUAGGCCUUUCUCAGCAGUCAAUGUCACGCUGCCUUAUUGAAGUGUGCAAAGCCAUUGAGAAAACGCUUUUCCAACAACACAUUAAUUUUGCAAGUACGGACGCAGAGGAAACAGAGGCGAAAUUAUACUUCUAUGAAAAGUGUGGCAUUCCGGGCGUGUUGUUUGCAAUAGAUGGCACACAUAUACAAAUGAUAAGACCAACAAGGAAUGAGCAUUUGUAA